Messenger RNA from Vitrella brassicaformis, 10362 nucleotides. The record is from the annotation of a GenBank genome assembly. Lineage: Eukaryota; Vitrellaceae.
AUGGCUGGCACUGACUCACAGGUGGGGCGCUGUGUUGCCUUACAUGGCCUUUUCUGCCUGAUCUUUGUGUUUGCUUAUGUGAUUCAGAGUGCUUGGAUGAGAGAGGCCGCGCCAGUCAACGAGCAUCAUGACGGCAACCAAACACAAGUACGUGAAGCACCUGUGCAGAUCCAUGAUGAGUCAGUGCUGCAGUAUGAUCCCGUGUCUGUUGUUGGUCAGGCUGGCCUGUCACUCACUGCCGCCCCUGCAGAUGAGUCACAUGAGCAGCAAGAGGGAUCACCCGUCGGGCCUGCAAGUGAGUCGACAAGAUGCCGAUCGCGUUUCGCUUCGGACGAUCUGUUGACUGAUCCACCACCACUAGUGCGCACUGGCUUGCAAGUAGGCAGACUUCAGAGGCGUCGACGACAUGCAUGCGUCUGCCUUCCUGGUGCUGUCGUUCACUUCAGCCCUCUAGUGGUGAUUUUUCAUUGCCGGUGCCAUCAGCAGCUCCUGGCCCGCCCGCUCCGGCCGUCGGGCAGCCAGGAACAGCGCAGGUGAGGCAACAAGCUCCAGUCUUUUGUCCUGUGUGAGUACAUAGAAGGCCUUCUUUCCGCUCUGUGUAUAUGUGUCUGUCAGUAUCCUUCCGCCUCCCCACUUCCUCGUGCCAUGCCACACAUCGGUCAUGGGAUAGUCAUCACGCAGUGGUCGUCACGCAAUCGCCUUCAGUCCCUCCCGCCAUCACAGCCUACAACACCAACGACAGCGCCGUCCUCACAUAUGGUAUGAACCGACAGACGUACGCACACUUCGUCGAAUCAUCGCACUCUUGUGUUUGUCCAGGUGACGACUGGGAGGGCGGGGGAGGUGUGCCUUGGAGAGCGGCUGCAGGUGGUGGAGGAAUUCAAUCGACGCAAGCAGAGCGGGGAGAAGAUCUCGAUGCCUCAGUUCGCACAAGAGAAGGGCGUGACCCUCGACCAACUGAAGAAAUGGUGCUCUAAGGUGAAAAAGCAGAGGGAGUCGGGCGAGCAUGUGAUGGACCUCAGAAUGAAGCGCACCAGACCCCCAAAGUAUCCGCAGAUCGAGGAUGAGAUGAGGAAGUGGAUGGCGGGCCUGGAUGAUCCUGCGAGUGUCCGCACGAAGGACAUCCAGGCUAAGGCGCUGGAAAUUGCCCUUCGGCUGGGGAUCAGCGACUUUACGGCAAGCGAUCCCUGGGUCAGGAGCUUCAAGGAGCGAUAUCAGCAGGUAGGGUGCGGGAUGAGGUAUAUGAUUGUCUCUCAUUCUCUUUUGCUGUUUGUCGUCUUCGCCGAGUCUUCCUUUUCCGCAUCAGCCCGCCCUUCCAACGCCCAUGGCCUUCACUUGCCAGUCAACAGCAGCAUACACACCCGCGAGCGGAUUGCACGAGUCGAGUCUGCAGCCGCCUGCACAGGCGAGGCAUACGCACACAAAGACAUCGAAUGCUUAUCCCUCAUCCGUUUUCUGUUGCCCGCUGCUUGCCUGCGUUUCCAGAGCCCGUAUUUGUCACCCGAUCCACCUGCUGCCGCCGCCGCCGCUGCUGCUGCUGCUGCUGCUGAUGCCGCCCUCUCUGCUGAUGAGAGAAGUCCGCUCGACCCAUCAUGUCACGUACCGAUCAGAGAGGACGGGAUGCAGCCGUCAGAUGUAGGAGAAGGGCAACUACACGACUGCUGGUUUCGUCGUACACACAUUGUCUGUGUGCUUUGUGUGCAGGCGCUGGAUUGGCUCAAGACUUACUUGCGUGAAGCCAUCCAGAAGUCAGUGCGCGAGGAGGACAUCGCCCACAGACUGAUGUGCACUCAGGUGUAAAAGACUCAAAGGAUCAUGUGUCAUGGAUAGAUCUCUGUGCGGUCGAUCACCAGGUCGUUGGGGCGCUGCUCGACCAAUUUGAUGUAUUGAGUGUCGAUGAGUCUGAGAGCGAUGAAGUACGCCUGCAUGCUGUUGUCACCAAUGCCUGUUGCUCACUCUUUCUACUUCACACAGGUCCGUCUCCUUGCUGGGCGCGUCAGCGAGCACCUGCAAGAGCUCUGUUGUCAAAGUGAGCACCAAUGUCACGUCAGGGCCAUCCACGAAAUACGGUGUGUCUGGUGUCCUGUUAUGUGUUUUAGUGGAUUGGCCAAUCAACGUCACGGCGCCUCAGCAGACUGUCCCCAGGCCGUCACCCGCCCCACCUCCUGCUGCUGCUGCUGCACCUGCUGUGGGAGUGGGUCAGGGGCCGCAUGGUGUGACUGACAGGUCCACCGAGCCUCGUCUGGCCCAAGAUAUGUCCACACACAGAGAACAGGUCCUCCAUUUUCCACAUACAUAACGGCCUCACACGCAUAUCGCGUGUUGUGUGUGUGUCUGAUAUCAGAGUUUACCUCUGGCCGAGUCCGUCCCCCAGCCUCUACAUCCCCCUCUACCUCCACCCCUUCAUCCCCAAAUGCAGCCUGCCCACGUGGGCAGGCCGACACCUCUCCCUCAUCAGGAAACAUCACGAGCACCAAGUCAAGCGUCUGACGAGGAGAGUCACUCUGCAUACUUGCGCGCAGCGGAUGGCUUCAUUGGCUCACUUGAACCGAGCAUUGACACGGUACAGACAGCACUCACACACCGAAGCAGGCAGAGACCCGGAGGUGAGCUGAUUGGUUGCAGGCACCGAGACGUCCAGCAGAGCGUGAGGCAGCAGCCACUGUCGAUCAGCAGUCUGAGCACACAAUGAGCGUAAGCAAAAGAGCUGCUUUUGGCACCAAACGGGUGUGUCACGUUUUGUUUGUUCAGGUGGCAGCAUCUGAGAGCGGGCUGACUGGGGUGAGACCGCCGGUGAAGAUCCAGAGGAGCGACAAGCGCAGCCAUCGGGAGGCUCCACCCUCCGUGGUCAGUGGAGUUGAAGAGAUGAGCACGGAUGCAAAUGGGCAGCCUUUGUCUCCGCAUGUGCAGGUGCUGUCCCGUUCGUGUGCCGAGAGUGUCAUCAGCGUCACAGCGGAUGACUGCCUCAGUGACGGCAGACAGAAGGCAAGACCAAAGAGAGGCAGCAGCUCUGUUGCCAGUCUCAUUGUUUGUCUGGCCUUAUCACUCUCGCUAUCUGCAGGUGAUUGCGGGAAGCAGCCUGAGUGCGCCUGAGUGUGUGGCCCUUCACUCCCUAUUCGUGGCCGACUCGGCCAUAUUCGACAAGUGCCAGUUCACAUGCCUGUACAGGUACAUACAUGGCAAGGCAAUAGAGAGGAUAUCAGGAGGACCACCAGAGGCUGUCUUUGUGACCCCCUUGUCUGACAGGGCCUCUGUUGACGGCAGCGGCUAUGGCGAUCUCCUUCGCUGUGUCGGUGAUUUGAGCAGCCUCGUGUUUAUCCUUCGCAAGAAUGGCGAUCUUUUCGGCGCUUAUAUGGGCAAAGAAAUCAAGCUGCCCAACGACUCCGCCCUUGUCAAUACUUACGAGUCUGGAGUGUGGCGUUUUUCCCUCGGAGACGCUGCGGUUUAUGACGACUGGCCGUUUGUGUGCGUGGCUGGCCGCGAGGGGGCUGUGGGCGGAGUGGCAAUGAUGCAGUUAGGAUCUCGUCUUUGCUUGGGCUAUGGAGAUCGAGAUACUGGCCCUGCUGAUGACAUGCGCAGCUACGGCCUUUUUGCCGAGCCGGUAGACUCCAGGCUGAGGAUGGAUGAGCCGUGCGAGUCGUCAGAGGUUUUCGUCGCUGACGAGCUGGAGGUGCUUCGCGCCGACGCACCAGCAACAAAGCUAUCACAGGUCAGAACGACAAUGCAGGCCAGGACUGCUCUGACUGCUUCGUGUGUUUUCUCGACAGGACUUCAUUGAGAACCUUCGGCGCCGCAAUCUCUUCAUCUACAACAUCCCAUCCGACUGGACGGACGAUGACCUUGUCAAGGUUAGACACACAGACAGACAGACAGACAGCCAGACAGCUAGACAGCCAGACAGACAGACAGACAGGCGGGGAGCAGAUGACAGCUCUCUUUGUGCGUUUCUGCAGUUUUUUUCGGAAGUAUGGGAAUAUCGUGUCACCGAAGGUCGUCUGUGAUGAGGACACAGGGCGUUCGAAGGGCUACGGCUUUGUAUGUUUUGACUCGCCCGAUGCGGCAUCAAACGCUAUCGACGGCAUGGACGGCUCCGUUAUCGACGGCAAACGACUCAAAGUCCAGCUAAAGAAGACACGCACGCGCCACUCAACCGUGUGGACGCGGGAGAAACAAGGUCAGGUGAAAAAUCACCUUCGACAAACCACGUACAGCUGUGUCGUGUUUGUGGGACGGUCCCGUAGAUGUGGGAGACACUCAUGACAAGGGUACUCAGCCCACGUCACUCAAUGCAGCGCAGCCGCCUCUUCACGCCCAUUCUCAUCAGGAACCCCAGGAAGGUGAGCACUAAGUCUCUGCUCGUGUGUAUAUGUGUGUCUGUGUGUGUAUGCAGGUCGCAGCGACAACCCGCCUCGGAGAGGAGGGGACGGCGAGCAGGGGACGUAUCCGCCAGACGUAGGAGAGAGAUGCGAACUACACGCCUGCUGAUAUGUCGCACCCGUUUGGUCUAAUGCAGGCGCUGGACGAGCUGAAGUCGUAUUUGCGUGAGCUCGUCCUCGAAUUACGGGAGCACAGACUCACCCAGCCGCAGGCAAAGAAGCACCAGUUUUUCACGGCUGAUGAAUCGGUGAGGACGACUACUGUGUCAGCACAAAGAUAUGGCUGUUGUCCUUGUGUGUCUCGUGUCUUCUCUAGCCCGUGGCUCCCGACCUCCGCCGCAUUCGUCAAUUCCCAGAAUUGCACAAGGUCAAUUAAGGCAUGUGCACAACGGAAUUGAUUGACCUUAUUCGCUUACUGCAGCAAGACGAGUAUCGUUGGUCCACUCCGGAAGUGCGGGCGUCUCGGUGGGUGCGUGACGUGACUCUGAAGCGACAUACCCACGUGUGUGCAUUUUCAGGCCCUGUUGCAAGACAAAGCUCCCCUUCGCUCACGGCAGGCAAGUCUUCGGACAGGAGCCAAUCGAGGCCAACACAUUAUCCAAUCGAGUCGCACAGAAUGACCGUACCAGGGAAUCGGAGCGGUCCGGCGUGUUUAUUCGUGCUUCGCCGCCAUCACACCCAAUCCCCCAGGCGACAGACAGCCGAUUGCAGCUCCCAGCACCGUCACAUGAUACUCUGCCCAGGGCCUCUGUCAAAGAUAACAUGUUCUACAAGACGCAACCCUGCAAGUAAGGGAGAGCGAAGCACACUCGUACAGCCUGCACUGGUCGCCUGUGCUUCAGGUACUGGUCUGAGAAUCGUUGCCAGCACGGCGAGUCUUGUCGGUUCGCGCACGGCCUGCAGGAGCGGCGACCGCUCCCCGACCGUAAGCAUUGAGACGCACCGACAAAGUCGCAUUACCACACGCAUUAUCAGUGAGGUGGUGGCUGUUGUCAGUGAGCAAGACUAAGCUGUGCCGCGACUUUUCGGCGACGGGGAGAUGCGACCAAGGGGCAUCCUGCCUGUUUGCUCAUGGCCACCAGGUACAUGCAAGACAAGCCAGCGACCAAGCAGAUAGUGCGUUGAUACUAUUUGAUGUGCUCAGGAGCUCCGAUCGACUCCCAACAUCUUCAAGACUACCCCCUGCAAUUUUCAUGAGCAGGGCUACUGCAAUCUUGGUUCUGCGUGUCGAUACGCCCACGGAGUCGACGAGCUUCGACGGCGACCGGGCGAUGCCUCUAGACUGCCACGGCUGGCUCCGGCGACGUCAUCCAUGGCGAUAGGCAUCGGCGGCUCCGCACUUCCGGGCAGGGCGUCACAGCGACAGGUACAUGAGGAAGGGAGAGGUUAGCUUUUUGGCACUUAGUCUGUCCAUCUCUCUGUUUGAACACGCAGGCCUCUCCAUCUCACUUCAACGGGCCGGGACAUUCAACUAAGGCCUCCCAGCAAGCUGAUGAUUUGAAUCAGCAGCCACACCGGGAUGAAGAGGGCGGCAAGGAAGCCGAGACGGGCGGUGCACAGUCCGCUAAACCUUCCUCACAGCCUGAAGGUGGUCAGGAUGAGGGCUAUGAGGGAGUCGUCGAUGGCCAUAGCGGUACGGCUGAGUCAGCCGAUGAGGUCUACAACGAGCCACCCGUCUUGCUCAGGUCAGCCUGCCAUAUACAGACACAAUACGUGACGCCGACCUAUAUGUACGUAAUGCAGAUACAAGGACGUCUACGAGUACUACGACACUUACACCUCACUGAUCGAGGCCGAGGCCGAGGAUAUAAGGAGCCGCAAAGAGUCGCAAAGACAGGUGGGUGAGUGGGUGGCAACAUGCCAGCGCACGCUGGCGUCUCUCUCUCUCUCUCUGUGUGUGUGUGUGUGUGUUUUAUGUGCAGACCAACAUCACUGUCCGUUGGGAAGUUGCGUCGAAUCGUCGUCGCACGGCCAUCUUUCUACUUCCCCAGGACGAAAGCAGCAUGCGCCCUGUCGUGGGUGAUGAACUUGCAAUCAAAUACACCUACAACGGUAGGCACCUUUCUGCUUAGUGAUUCUGUGUGACAUACUGGUGUGGGUGCUGUGUGUUGUGUCAGGUGGUGAGGAAUGGAAGCAGGAGGGCCACGUCAAGAUGAUCACACCUCAGUGGAUCACGCCACAUGAGGAAGUGGUCCUCGAGCUGCGUGGUCCCGUUGGCCAAAACGUACGUGCGUGCAGCACAUGGAUGGACGGAUGGAUGGCCACAUUUUUGUCUUGAUCAGGGUCCGUGGGAGCACGACAUCAUACAGCCCUACAGCGUGGAGUUCGUCUCGAAAGCUGUGAAUAUCGGCCGGUGGGCGGCCCAUAGACCCACACAGCAAUGACCCACACCCACACGCAAAAGACACACACACAAGCCGCCUGCACAUUCAGGAUGAGGGGUGCCUUGAAUUUGCUCGCCCGUGACGAGACCUCGGUCAGCAACUAUCUUUUCUGUAAGCUGCUGGGCAAUCUGAUUGGCGAUGACGAAGUCAAGGAACCUACUAUUGAGUAUGUCAAGAUACGGCUCCAGCACACACCUGAUGUCAUCUGGGUGAUGCGAAUAUGUAUCAGGCCGACGCUGCGGGGUGACUUGUCUGUCUCCGGUUUGGCCGAGCUGAACCGUUCGCAGGCCUUCGCCGUCAAGCAGGCGCUGCAGUUGCCACUGUGCCUCAUCCAGGGGCCGCCAGGCACCGGCAAAACCCUCACAUCGGCCACGAUCGUCUACCACAUGUGCAAACAGGGACAGGUACGUAGCAGCCCACGACACAGCUUUCGUUGCUGUACGCACCGUUUUUGUAUUAGGGUCAGGUGUUGGUAUGCGCACAAUCCAAUGUCGCUGUGGACAACCUGGCGGAGCGGCUGGAUCGAGCACGCCUCAAGGUGACACAGAGAGAAGCUGCACACACGAAGAGACGACGAUGCAGCGAGCUACCCAUCUGCUUAUUGCCACCCGCCCAUGUGCACUUCCACAGGUGAUCCGUUUGUACGCUCGCGGCCGCGAAGACGCGCAGUCGAGUGUGAAGGAUCUGGCCCUCCACAGUCAGAUCAGGCGCAUUAGCAAGGCUGGUUGGGGUCCCGUGCAGGCAGAAAUUGCCAUGCUUGAGAGACGGAAGGUACACACACAGAGCCCACACGAAUUCAAUUGCGUCGUUUCUCAUUACGCCAUCUACCUUCCAAUGGAACAACAGGAGGAGAGAGGCGCGUUGCAGAAUACGGAUGAGUAUAGGCUCAAGAAGCUGCGGGGCAAACUCGAGAAGGAGCUGCUCACUGCCGCCGACGUCAUCUGCUGCACAUGCAUCGUGGCAGGCGACCAACGGCUCGAAUGCUUCAGAUUCAAGCAGGUCAGUGUGUUGGCCUCACUGGCGAUAUGCGUGUGCAUCGAUCGGUCUGUCAAUCAGGUGCUGAUUGAUGAGGCAACGCAGGCGAUGGAGCCGGAGUGUCUCGUGCCGAUCGUCAUGGGCGCCAAGAAGCUGGUACUUGUCGGCGAUCAGCGCCAGCUUGGACCUGUGGUGAUAUGCGAGGCAGUUAAGGCGGGCCUGUCGCAGUCGCUCUUUGAGCGACUCAUCCACCUCGGAAACAAGCCUAUCAGACUCGAAGUAUGCUGGUCACACACACAUGCGCACACAGCGUCUGAUUGUCAAUUGAUGUGUGACAUGUGCAGGUCCAGUACCGAAUGCAUCCGUGCUUGAGUGCAUUUCCCUCUCAGUUCUUCUACGACGGCUCACUGCAGAACGGCGUCACGAUCAGAGAACGCACCUUUGAGAGCCUUCACUUCCCCUGGCCGAAGUACGCGACAAUCAAGCAGAACGAUAGACAGACAGACAGACAGAGGGAGCAAUUAGGCUUUUUUUGCAUCGAUGUGCGGAUGCAGCAAGGAGAUGCCGAUGUUCUUCUACAACUGUACGGGUCCCGAGGAGAAGAGCGGCACGACGUUCCUCAACCGCACGGAAGGCGACCACAUCAGGGAACUCGUCACUUGUUUCCUCAAAUGCGGACUCAAGUAAGCACGCGCACACAAAGCAUCGACAAAGACGAAAGAGGGACAAUCUGUGCUACACGUGCAGGCCGCAUCAGAUUGCCGUCAUCACCCCCUACGAGGGCCAGAGGUCUCAUAUUGCGGCGGUGCUGGAUAUGGCCUUAACCUGGGAGGUCUUCAAGGGCAUCGAAGUCGCAUGUGUCGACGCAUUCCAGGGACGAGAGAAGGACUUCGUCAUUCUCUCAUGUGUCAGAUCGAACGAAAACCAAGGUCACGCUGACACAUUUAACACACUCGCCCAUAUAUCAUAUGUGCGGCUGCUGGUGUGCAGGCAUUGGGUUCUUGAACGAUCCUCGUCGUUUGAAUGUGGCUAUCACACGCGCGAAGUACGGUCUGGUCAUCUGCGGCAAUGCCGACGUCUUGGCCGGGGGCAAUGUAAGCAAAUGAUCGACCAACGGACCGCACGUAUGAAAACGCAUGUCAAUGCGUCGCUCGUUCUUAGGCACCAUGUGGUCUAGCUUGCUGAAUCAUUUCAAGCAGUACGAGCUGGUGGUGGACGGCCCGCUGUUCAACCUGAGGCCUUCGUCCAUGCCUGUCCCAUCACGAAACUGGACCGACGACCGCGCCAAUUCACUCAGAUGUGGGCGGCAUUUGCGCAAUGAUUGGUUUUUCUCUCUGUCUCUCUCUCUUGUGUGCGAACACAGAUGAGAUGUCUGACUAUGAGCGCAUGCGGCCCGCCGGCCCAUUCCAGCCACUUGGGUACGCACACCAAACCAUCCACGCGACACCUAUGCAUGUACGUGUGUAUGUGUCAGGGGGCCGCCGAAAAUGCUCGCUCCUCUCCCGUGCCCCGUGCCCCGUCAGGACGCAUCUCUUCCCCCUGCCCCCAGCAGCAGCAUCAGCAACAGGAAGGUGGUGAUAGCCGUGGCGGCCGACACGAGACGGCCACGAGCGGGGGCGGCAAGCGGUUCACACGUGCCGAGCUCUUCGCGUUGGCCAGGCUGCACGAGCAGACGGCCUCGAGCUCAUCAACGGGGAUCGUCGACAGCAGGAAAGCGGCAGACGUCAGUGCCGGCGGUGCACUCGGUGUGUGGGGGGCCGCCAAAAGUGAAGCCGAGACAGUCGAUGGGAGCAGCACCGAGGCGCCCAACAAUGGAACAGAGGGCCAGGCGAGCGCAUCAGCUGCAGAAGCCAAGACGGACCAUCCCUCACCGAGCAGACAGUCAGCCACCACACCAACUGCGGGCUCUUCACCAGCAGUAACGCUUUGCGAGUUGCUCAUGCUGGAGUUCAUUCAAAGCGCAUGUGCCAGUUUCUUUUCGAGACUACCGGUGUCGACUCAGCGCCAGACGAGAACAACAGUGGGCAAGACGGAGAGGAGGAGAGUCCAGAUGAAGAGCUCGAGAUUGAAGAGCUCGAGAUGCAGCUGCUGCAGCUUUAUCAGCAAAACAGGAGCACGUGGCCACAGUCGAUGCGUCUGCCGGCGGGGGCGACGAGUAUGGAGCGACAGGUGCAGCAGGGCAGAUUUGUGUGCUGCGCCAGGUGUGGCGAGGCGGGUGCGCACGGGGUCGAGCUGGGCACCUGGGACGAACAAAACUGCCCAGGUAGCACCACAGCGAGAGGCCCCCUUGGUGCUGGUCUAAUGGACUGUGGCUUCUCUUUUGUGUUCAGCCCGUUUGUGUUCUCGCUGCAAAGACUACAUCCGGUCGGAGCACACUGACACGGUAACAUAACAUCAGAGCUGGGACUUGUGUCGGGUCGGGUCGUGUGGGAUGAGGGACUCUGUCUGUGUGUCUGAUUUCCCUGGAUCAGGUGCAGCAUCCAGCGAAACUCGCGCGCAACGAAUGGCCAGAUCAGGGCGUCCUGGUCACCUGCAUCGACUGCGGCAACCUGGGCCACCUCAACUGCCGCCAGACACCGCAACAAGACAGCCUCACUGCGCCCCGGUGCUGCAACUGUGGUGCUUAG